This is a messenger RNA of Prinia subflava (tawny-flanked prinia), 762 nucleotides long. Its product is annotated as claudin-16-like. Gene Ontology annotation, cellular component: bicellular tight junction; plasma membrane. Lineage: Eukaryota; Metazoa; Chordata; Aves; Passeriformes; Cisticolidae. The record is from RefSeq and is a predicted model, not a curated record. Gene Ontology annotation, molecular function: structural molecule activity. Gene Ontology annotation, biological process: cell adhesion; bicellular tight junction assembly.
AUGGGUGCAGCCCUGCAGGUGACAGCAUUCGGGCUCGCUCUUCUCUCAACACUCUUCCUGCUCCUGGCCACGUGCACGGACUGCUGGAUGGUCAAUGCUGAUGACAGCUUGGAGGUGAGCAGAGAAAUCACCUGGAAGGUGAGCAGAAAUCACCUGGAAGGUGAGAGAGCAGCCACCUUUAAGGUGAGCAGAGCAACCAGCAUCCUCAAGGUAAGUCACAAAUGCCGGGGCCUUUGGAGGGAGUGUGUCACCAACAUGCAGGACGGGGUCAGGACCUGCGACCAGUACGACUCCAUUCUGGCUGACCACCCAGUGAAGAUCGUGGUGACACGGACCCUGAUGAUCACGGCGGAUCUCCUGGCUGGCCUGGCUUUGGCUACCCUGGUCCUUGGCCUCGACUGCAUCACGUUCCUGAAGGAAGAUCCUUGUGUCAAACUGAAGAUGUGCUACGGAGCUGGGGUCAUGCUUGGUGCUGGGAGCAUCCUGGGACUGACGGGCUCCAUGUGGUAUGCAGUGGAUGUCUACAUGGAGAGGGCCAUGCUGGUGUCACACAAUAUAUUCCUGGGAGUCCACUAUGACUUUGGGUGGUCGUGCUGGCUGGGGAUGGCCGGCUCCACUGGCUGCUUUGUGGCAUCUGUCCUGCUGACCUGCUGCCUCUAUGCCUGCACAGCCCCCAGCAGCCGCUGUCAGCCCCAGAGGCACCCCCAGCCCCGGGGCCGAACAGCCACCAGCCAGAUGUAUGCCAUGGAUGCCCGUGUGUGA